AUGGCGCAGGAGCAGGUGAACUGUAGCUCUGACCCCAGCCCAGAUUGUGAGGCAGCGGCGACUGCCGAACCUAUGGUGCCCUCAGUGGAGACCUCCAAAGACGUCGCCGAGACACCGGAGGACUACGACAGCAAAUGCGUGUUCUGCCGGAUCGCGAAGCGGCAGGAAUCCGGCACCGAACUCCUGCCCUGUGAGGUGGGCAGCGACGCGCGGCCGGUGUGGGUGCGUGGGGAGGGAGGCCUCGCCAGUGUGGACCCGGGUGGGGAGGAUCCCGAUCGCCACUCAGAGCUGGCCGAGGCAGGGCCAUCCUGUGUGGAGGGGACAAGGAGUGUUUCUCGCAGUAUCUCUGCUGUUCGGAAGGGAGAAAAGAUAGUGAUAGAGCUAAAUACCUCGGCCUGUCUGUGCAGGAUGGGUUUCCACAUGCCACCAUUCUGUUCCAUCUCCCACUUGCACCUUCAUGUUCUGGCACCAGUCAGUGAGCUUGGCUUCUUAUCCAGAUUGGUUUAUAGAGUCAAUUCCUAUUGGUUUAUUACAGCUGACCAUUUGAUUGAAAAACUAAGGACAUGAAAAUGUCAACAGUGGAAGAUUUCCCUAAUCUUGGCUCAAUAUUAACUAAUAUUUUGGUCCCUUUGAAGUGUAAUUGCAAUUUUAAGGUUUGUUGGGUUUUAUGAGAGGCUGUUAGUGAGUAACCUUAAAUAUUUUCUGAAUAUCUUUUUCCUGAGAUCUGUGAUCUAGUUAUAUGAAUACUUUGUAACUGACUUCUAUGGUUUAAUGGUUACUGGUCUAGGGAUUUUAUAUAUAUGAUGCUAUAGAUAAAAUCCCCUUUAAAAUAAAUUCUGUUAAUUGAGAAGGGUUCUGUAUUUUUUAAAAAAUCAAAAUAUUUUCAUGUCUCAGUAAAUAGUCAAUUAUAAUAGUGAUUUAUUUAUGAAGAAUAAAAUUCCAUAGAAAGUAC
Molecule: messenger RNA, 952 nt
Organism: Propithecus coquereli (Coquerel's sifaka)
Lineage: Eukaryota; Metazoa; Chordata; Mammalia; Primates; Indriidae
Gene: HINT3
Product: histidine triad nucleotide binding protein 3
Exons: 4
Coding region: 1-567 (188 amino acids)
Source: RefSeq, a predicted model, not a curated record